GCUUCUUUCAUGAAGCCAUCAGCAAAUAGCUUUCAAUCUUACUAGUCGACAGUGCAUUGAGUGCUGCCUACCUGAAAAAUGGCUUGAUAUUGUAACAAUUAUUAACAGUCUCUAUCUAUCCUCUAAUGUAGUUAUUGGUUGUGGCGUCGUUAAAGUUGGGGAUCGCGAGCACCGCUCUCUUGAUGAGAUAGGAUAGCUACUGUUGGUUGGUAGGCAAUAAGAUUGAGGGAGAGAGAGAGAACGAGAGAGAGAGAGAGAGAGAGAGAGAGAGAGAGAGAGAGAGAGAGAGAGAGAGAGAGAGAGAGAGAGAGAGAGAACAAGUGGUAGAAAAGAGAUUCGCGCGCGCGGAGUCUUCCCCUCGCCAGUCUGUAGCUCUCGAGCGGCAGGGAGGCAUUGUCUCGUGCUAAAAGGAUACAUUUCUCCGCCACUUUCAUUUAUACUGUUUUCUCCCUCGGCAUUUUAUCAACGCGAAGAUGCACCGUCCUGGGCUGGUCUCAACAUUCACGUUAACGUCAAUGCUGUGGAUUUUUAACAGUUUCCGCAGCCUGCACGGAGCUCUCCCGUUCGCACAGAAGUGUGAGGAGGCUCUCUCCUCUCCUCUCCCUCACACUGCCUUCACUGCCUCCUCAAUCUUCACCAGUGGAUACUCUCCAGGCUACGCCAAGCUCAACCGGAGAGGAGGUGCGGGGGGCUGGUCUCCCCAGGACAGCGACAGCUACCCGUGGCUCCAAGUGGACCUGGGCAACCGGAGACAGGUUGCCCAGGUGGCAACACAGGGCAGGUACAGCAGCUCUGAUUGGACGACGAGGUACAGGCUGCUCUACAGCGACACGGGCAGGAACUGGAAGCCUUAUCACCAGGACGGGAACAUAUGGGCAUUCUCAGGCAACUCCAACACGGAGAGUGUGGUGCGACACGACCUGGCAAAAGGUAUCAUGGGCCGGUUCCUGCGUUUCGUACCGCUGGACUGGAGUGGAGAGGGGCGCAUCGGUCUCCGCAUAGAGGUCUACGGCUGUUCCUACUGGGCAGACGUAAUAAACUUUGAUGGACAGGGAGUUAUAUCUUACCGAUUUAAGGUGAAGAAGAUGAAGAUUAUAAAGGAUGUCAUUGCUCUGAAGUUUAAGACAUCAGAAAGUGAAGGAGUCAUUCUACACGGAGAGGGACAGCAAGGAGACUAUAUAACAUUAGAGCUACGCAGAGCCAAACUACUGCUGCAGAUUAACCUAGGCAGUAACCAGUACGGUUCGAUCCUGGGCCACACCUCUGUGACGUCUGGAAGUCUAUUGGAUGAUCACCACUGGCACUCUGUGAUGAUUGAACGAUACCGACGCAACGUUAACUUCACCCUGGACACACACACACAACACUUCAGGACCAACGGAGAGUUUGACCAUCUGGAUCUAGACUAUGAGUUGAGUUUUGGUGGCAUGCCCUACAGUGGUAAGCCAGUGGGAGGGGGGAUGAAGAACUUCAGAGGCUGUAUGGAGAGCAUCAACUACAACGGAGAUAACAUCACUGAUUUGGCACGACGCAAGAAGCUAGAUACUUCCAGCUUUCGUAAUCUGUCACUCUCUUGCGUGGAGUCACACUCCUUCACAGUUUUCUUCAACGCUACCAGCUUCCUGCAGCUCCCGGGAAGAGCCAACCAGGAUGUAGUAUCAUUGGGGUUCCAGUUCCGCACGUGGAACGAUGAUGGACUCCUUCUCUUCAGUAACCUUGAUGAUGGAACGCUUGAGAUUGACCUUGACGACGGGAAGGUUGGCGUUCACUUCAACGUGACACAGAUGAAGAACACCAGGAUAGACAUAUCAUCAGGUUCGGUCCUUAACGACGGCCAGUGGCACGCGGUGCGUCUGGUUGCUAAGGAGAACUCGGUCUUGUUGACGAUCGAUGGUGACGAGGCAUCAGCGAUCCGAACCACCACACCUAUCACCAUCAGGACCGGGGGAACAUACCACCUGGGAGGGUACUUCCUGCCUACCUUAGCCCCACCCACCCAGAAGUCGUUUCAGGGCUGCAUGCAGGCAAUUCUAUUGGACGAUCAGCCGGCUGAUAUGCAUGCCGUGGAGAAAGGCAUUGUGGGAGCAUUUGAGAACGUCAGCUUAGACAUGUGUGCCAUUAUAGACAGGUGUAUGCCUAACCAUUGUGAGCAUGGAGGCAGGUGUAAACAGACCUGGGACAGGUUUAGCUGCACAUGCGAUGGAACCGGAUACACUGGAGCCACCUGCCACACUUCGGUGUUUGAACAGAGUUGUGAGGCGUAUAAACACCUGGGAAGAUCUUCAGACACAUACUGGAUAGAUCCGGAUGGGAGUGGGCCACUCGGACCUUUCAAAGUCAACUGCAACAUGACAGAAGACAAGGUGUGGACUACUGUGGUCAAUAAUCUACCAGCCCAGACCUCAGUGACCGGCUCUAGCAGAGAGAGACGCACUGUGCUGCAACUCAACUACAGUGCAUCUAUGGAACAGGUCACAGCUAUUACCACCAGUGCAGAACACUGUGAACAACGCGUGUCGUACAGCUGCCUCAUGUCCCGACUGCUCAACACACCCGAUGGGACCCCCUACACAUGGUGGGUGGGUAGGAGCAGUGAGAAACAUUUCUACUGGGGAGGAUCAGGGCCAGGGAUACAGAAGUGUUCCUGUGGUAUUGACAGGAACUGCACUGACCCCAAAUAUGACUGUAACUGUGACGCUGACCACAAACAAUGGAGAGAGGACAGUGGUCUGUUGGUAUAUAAGGACCAUUUGCCAGUCAGUCAGGUUGCUGUGGGUGACACCAACAGGCUGGGUUCAGAGGCAAAGCUCACAGUCGGGCCGCUCCGUUGUCAAGGAGACCGUAACUACUGGAACGCAGCAUCAUUCACCACGCCCUCCUCCUACUUGCAUUUCUCCACUUUCCAGGGAGAGACCAGCGCUGAUAUCUCCUUCUACUUCAAGACCAGCGCUCCCUACGGGGUGUUCCUGGAAAACCUCGGCAACACAGACUUCAUACGCCUCGAACUGAAAUCUCCUACUGUCAUCUCCUUCUCCUUUGAUGUGGGGAAUGGCCCCGUGGAAUUGGCCGUCCAUUCAGCCACGCCCCUCAAUGAUGACCAAUGGCAUCGCGUCAUGGCAGAGCGGAACGUGAAGGAGGCGGUGCUACAGCUGGAUCUGAACUAUAGGGAAGCUCGUCCCGCCCCUCCACAGGGACACACACGGCUAGAGCUGUUUAGUCAGCUUUAUGUGGGGAAGCCAGCUUCGUUGACCUGCCAAGACAGUGCAGCAGGGGGUCAGAGGGGGUUUCUGGGAUGUAUCCGCUCACUCAGGAUGAAUGGCGUGACCCUUGACCUUGAGGAGAGGGCAAAGGUAACUCCAGGUGUAAAGCCAGGCUGUCAGGGUCAUUGUACCAGUUAUGGGAUGUACUGCAGGAACGGAGGAAAGUGUGUGGAGAAAUAUAAUGGCUACUCCUGUGACUGCACUGCCACGGCAUACGACGGACCCUUCUGCACCAAAGAUGUGGGGGGCUUCUUUGAGGCGGGGACUCUGGUGCGAUACGACUUCCUGUCAGAGUCAGCGGCAGCCAAUCAGGGCACAAGGUUUGUGGCCCAACCUUCGACUCCACAGGAAGUGAAUCUGACAGGAGAAGAAGUAGCGUUUAGCUUCAGCACGUCCAACACACCAGCUAUACUGGUGUACGUCAGCUCCAAGACACAAGACUACCUGGCUCUGGUGCUGCGGCAGAAUGGAACUCUCCAGGUGUGGUAUAACCUAGGCGGAUUCAAGGAGCCGUUCACCAUAGACGUAGACCAGCGUAACCUAGCCAACGGACAGCCACACACCAUCAACAUGUCCAGAAGCAACAGGACUAUCACCAUACAGUUGGACCACUACCCCCCUGUCAGUUACUCUCUCCCAGAGGCAUCAGACACACAGUUCAACUUGGUCAAGACAUUGUUCUUGGGGAAAGUAUUUGAGACAGGCGUGAUAGACCCAGCGCUUAUAGAGCGUUAUAACACUCCAGGGUUCAUAGGCUGUCUGUCACGCGUCCAGUUCAACGGAGUAACACCCCUGAAAACAGCCCUAAGAAACCUUGUAGCAGACAGACCGAUAGACAGACAUCCAGACAAACCGACAGACAGACAGUCUGUGCCAGUGUCCUACCAGGGUAAGCUGGUAGAAUCUAACUGUGGAGCUUCGCCUCUCACCAUCCCACCAAUGUCUGCUGCCACCGAUCCUUGGCGCCUGGACUCAGGUGCAGAGUUCCCAUUUAAUGAAGAGAGAGUGAUCCCAGAUGGAGUCAACAGGAACUCAGCUAUUAUAGGAGGUAUCAUUGCCGUGGUGAUCUUCACCAUCCUGUGCACACUGGCGUUCCUGAUUCGCUACAUGUUCCGUCACAAGGGCUCCUACCACACCAAUGAGUCGAAAGCGGCGGAGCCAGCCAGUGGCGAAUCAGCUGACACCACCAUCAUCGGCACCGACCCCAACCCAGAGACCAUCGACGAAUCAAAGAAAGAGUGGUUCAUCUAACUGCCAAUAGAAAGACAGAGAGAGAGAGAAGGGGUGGCUGUGUAUCUAACCAACAAUCACAUGAGAAUUGGAGAGUGGGAGUUUCAUCUAUUGACCAAUCACAGGAGAGAUGGAGAGAGGUGUCAUCCAAUAGUGUCCCUACUGAAUGGAGGAGGGGGUGGAAGUGGGUGAAGAAUGGUGUACAGAAAUCAGAUUUUUUUUCAUAAAAGCAGAAGAGAGAAGAGAGUCUAUUGGAACGUUGCGUUGAGAGACUAAAUCUGUACAUAGUAACUGAUGAGUCCUUCUUUGUAUUGUAUUUGGGAGUUGUCAGGAGUCCUUUGAAUACAUAAUAGAUAUAUAAUAACACAUCUGGAUCAAAUACAUAUCUCAAGUACAUCAAAAUGUAAUGAAUUCAGCUUGGAGUUUGCACUUUUGGGACUAUUCUCUUGUCUCCAUUGUACCAAACUAAAUCAAACUCAAUUACCACGGCUCAAGUUAUUUGACUUAUGUAUUUGACCUCUGUAUAUUAAUAAUAAUAAUAACCACUGGAUCAUACACUAGCACAGACUUGUUUGUUUUUUAAAGGGGCAAUCAGGAGUUGCUACAUCCAUUAUUGGACUUAUAAAUUCAUUAUAUGUACCCAUUGAUUCUUGAAGAAUGUAACUUUUAAAUGUCUCAUGAGCUUUAGUUCAACUGUCGUACCCAACCAGAACCUGAAAUAUGAGCUUCUUUUACUUCAAUGUUUGAAAGCAAAGUAAAUGUAAACAAACACUAUAUAGCCUCAAAACAUGAUUAUAACUAUAAUGUUGAUAUCAUGGAUGGUCAGUCCUUGCAUUCAUAGCUCUAUCUAUGAAUUUGAGAGUUUCUCCAGCCCCAUCCCUCAGCUUUUUACGGAAACGGGCAGGGGACACUUUGUUUUUAUUUCUACUGCUGAUUGCCGCUUUAAACUGAGAUCUGACAGAUUAUGUUAAAUCAUCUGUUUCUAAGUUUAACAUUUCUGUUGGUCACACUUACAUGUUCAUUUUCCAUAUACACCCCACAAACCAGCCCCUCCAUGUGUUAUUACAGAAACAUGGAUGUCAAAAGUCAUGCUGUAAAUAGGUUUUAUUUAUAAAUAUAUUUGAUUUAUAUUUGAAUAUGUUUAUUUAUUCAGCGACAUUGGUACUCUACAUUUACAAGACAUGUCAGAUAGUUUAUCUAAGAUUUCUAAGCAUAGCACAUGUGUGAGAGAGAAGUUUACUUUCAUUUAAUUAUGACAUUAGAUUGUAUCAACGAGAAUUCCUUCUCAUCGAUGACUGGAGAGGAAUGUCUCAAAGCAUGAUGGGGAAAACAUAGAUAAACACUCUGCGUGGCAGAUGGCUUUCCUUCCUGUGAGGGAACUUUCAGUGUGUAUUCUGUUGCCAAACACUUCAGUCUUAUGUUCUCAUGUUUGUUUUCCAAGAUUGAUCAAUUCGAUCGCUCAUGAAAAACUUCUAAUACUGAGAGUUUGUCUCGUGAGACACAAUGAGAACGAGAGAAGGCUAGACAUGUUACCUUAUGUUGAAAGGGUUGUGUUUGCGUGGAGACAGGGUCGGUGGCACAGAGGGGUGUAGCCUGCGUUCCAUAGGACAAGGCUUUGUGGUAGAGCAUGAGGGUUCGAGGCUUGGUCGUACAGUGUUUAAUGGUUUAACCCACCGUGCCUUCAGGAGUCAGCCACGAUCCUUCCUCUUGGCGACACGACACGGUUCCACAGCACCGUAGUGGUAGAGACAGACCCAUGUCAGCGCCAGUCAUUUUCCUUCUUUUUUUAGACAUGUACAUAUUUUUGAUAUUCAUAUUUAUUUAUCAUGUCUAUCAGUCGUUCCAAAUGUUUACUUCAUACCGGUGUUACCCGGAUACAGUGUGAUGAUGUCAUGACUGCCAUUUUUGUAGCUUGUUGUCAUGGUUAAUUUUUCUUUGUUCUUUUUUUCUGUAUUGCUUUAUAAAAUGUUGUGAAAUGUUUGUAUAUCGUCUCGGAUAAUUCCACACUAAGAACACCAUAACCCACACAGAGAAGACGGAGACUAAAAGCACCUAGACAAGGCCGUCAGCCAUCACCAAUAGAUAUGUCUGGGUUUAGCCAUCUAAUGUUCGUUAUCAUGCCACAUCUAGCCACCAGGCUACUGUCAGUCAUCUCAGUCUUGCUUUCAGCUCUGUACAGUUCAAUAAAGACCGUAUUUACA
Oncorhynchus gorbuscha (pink salmon) is the source of this 6691-nucleotide messenger RNA. RefSeq names its product contactin-associated protein-like 2. Bases 474 to 4511 code for a protein of 1345 amino acids. The record is from RefSeq and is a predicted model, not a curated record. The transcript has 28 exons. NCBI's taxonomy places the organism in Eukaryota, Metazoa, Chordata, Actinopteri, Salmoniformes, Salmonidae.